AUGGAGUUAAGGCUGAUCGUACUCAGUGUUGCAGUGUUCUCGUGUUUAGUGCCACCGGCAUUAGGCAUCGGGAUUGUAGCCAAGACAGCAGCCUUAACCGCUGCUAAAGGUGCAGCUGCGGUCGGCGCGGGGAUAUUAGCUAAAAAGGCGGUAAUUGGCAAGGGCGCUUUGUUCGGCGCAGGACUGUUAGCUAAAAAGGCGGUACUUGCAAAAGGCGCUUUGCUCGGCGGGGCGCUAUUAGCCAAGAAGGCAGUAAUUGCGAAAGGGGCGAUUGCGGCGAAGAAGGCGCUGGUUGUGAAAGGGGCACUUGCGGCGAAAAGUGCCGCCGCUGGGAUUGCGGCACAUGGGGCUGCGGUUUUAGCCGCUAAAAAAGCUGCCAUUAAAGCUAAAGCUUUAAGCAUACUCGCGGCAAAAGCGGCGGCGGUGCAGGGCGCAGUAGGACUUGCAGCGAAAGGAGCGGCUGUGGGCGGAGCAAUCUUCAACACGAAGGCAGCUGCCCUCAAUUCUCUUGCUUCAGUCCCAAUUCCUUAUGCCGUGAGUACUCUUCAGUAUAAUCUAUACAAGCUGUCACUUUUUUAA
Messenger RNA from Hyposmocoma kahamanoa, 579 nucleotides. RefSeq names its product antifreeze protein Maxi-like. The coding region runs from base 1 to 579 and encodes 192 amino acids. The record is from RefSeq and is a predicted model, not a curated record. The transcript has 3 exons. NCBI's taxonomy places the organism in Eukaryota, Metazoa, Arthropoda, Insecta, Lepidoptera, Cosmopterigidae.